AUGUAUGUGUAUCAUGUUAACGGAAUGAUUGGGCAAUGGGUGAUUGUGGUGGCAUUAGCAAUAGGCCUGGCCGCUAGUACUGACAAGCGGCCACACUUUACCACAGAGCCACCCCCUCGGGUGCUGUGGCCGGCCACAAGGGGCGCCCAUGCGGUAUGCAGGGCGAGUGGCCAUCCAACACCAGACAUUCAUUGGGUAACCGCUGAGGGACAGGUCAUUACUACGAUACCGGGAUUAAGACAUGUUCUGAGCGAUGGAAGAUUAGUAGUAGGUGCUCGCCGAUCCAUGGUAGAUGCUGGUGGUGGAGGCAGCAGCGCUAUCCUUCGAUGUAGAGCAUCCAAUAAGGCUGGUGUCACUCUAUCUCGGCCGGUCCUUUUACAACCAGUUGAUGACAGUGUUCUCGCUACCACGGUAAAGCAGCUAACUCCAGCGAAAUUGGGGGGCUCCGUAGUUCUGCGAUGUGAAUUGUCGCCGCAGAUAGGGUUCACGGAUAUCAAAUGGCUGCAAGAUGGACUUCCACUCACAACAGGAUACAUGGGAACAGAUACCAGAUGGAUAUCAGGUGCUGGUGGGUUGUUAUUAGGAUCAGAUUUGACACAGGCUGACGUAGAAGCAGAGUAUUCGUGUAUUGCGGUAGACACACCUAGUGCUACAUUAAAACUAACUACAGACGAAAGCAGCUGGUUGGAAAGUGUUGAAGUAAAUUCCAUUGAAGCUCGCGUUGGUGAUACAGCUAUUUUACCGUGUGUAUUUCGACAUAUCAACAGAUAUACUAUUACUUGGCAACGACAAGAUGCGAGUGGAGUUUGGGUGACUGCGUCAGGGGAAGGGAUAGUUCGUAGUGGGGCAUUAAUAUUACCUAAUGUGAGACUACAUCACGCGGUCAGAUACGCCUGCUCACCUGGUACUGAAAGCACACCACGUAUUAUUGUGAGAUUGGUUGUACAUGAGCGGUUAAGUGUGACCGUCACUCCAAACCCUUUGAUGUUAGGUACUGGAGGUUCUGGUCAUUUUAACUGUUCGGUAUCCGGAGGUAGAGGUGGAGGGGUCACUUUAAGCUGGCAGCAUGAAGGCAGACCGUUGCAUUCUCCACAAGCCAAGCUUACCUUGGGACCAGUAAGGUCGCACCACGCUGGCCUUUACCAAUGCACAGCAUAUGAUCACUCGGAUUCAGCCGUAUCUGGAGCUGAACUUAUUAUUGCUGACAGACCUCCAAGGCUGGUAACGACGUUCAGUGAGGCCAUAACUCGUGUUGGACAAAGCAUUGCUCUAAGAUGUGCCGCUACUGGUAUACCACCACCAAGAAUAUUCUGGACUUUAGAUGACAGACCGCUUCCAUCAGCGCCUGAAAAAUAUACAGUAAAUACAAGAGCUGAGUCACUCCCUGGGAGUGAGGAGGGGAGUAUCAUAUCAACAUUAAAUAUAAAUAUUAGGACUGCUGAUGAAGGUGGGAGAUAUGGAUGUAAUGCAACAAACUCUGGUGGGUCGCAGUCGCACCACGCAAGGCUUAACGUUUUUGGUCCCCCAAAUAUUAGAUAUUUACCACCAAUGCACGUUAAAGUAGAAGCUGACGUAACAAUAAAUUGUCCUUACUCAGGAUAUCCUAUUAAAGAAGUUAUAUGGAGACGUGAAGAUGGCUCUAUAGUGGAGUCACCCAUACAAUCCGGUGAUAACCGAGGUUUAUUAAGAUUGACAUCUGUGAGAAGUUCCACCGGGGGAGGGUACACGUGUGAGGUCAGAGCGGAGAGUGGGGAGUUGGCUAGACGGACAGUUCGAAUCGAAGUGCAUAAGCCACCGAAAAUAGUUCCUUUUCAAUUUCCUGAGGAAUUAGAAGUUGGAGGAAGCACACAAGCGACGUGCAGCCUAGUAUCAGGAGAUAAACCAAUCCAAUUUUCGUGGCAUAAAGAUAAUUUACCUAUUCCUUCUGUUUUGAAAGUUGAACAGAAAAAUAUGGAUUUUUUCACGAUAUUGGUGAUACAAGAUUUAAACUCAAUGCACAGUGGAGAAUACUCAUGUCGGGCCACCAAUGACUUUGGCACUGUUAGUCACUCUGCAUCUUUAGUCGUCAAAGAGGCACCGUUGUGGGUGUGGCGAGCACAGAACACUUCAGUAUCUGCAGGAGCAGCUGUUCUACUACCAUGCUCCGCCAAGGGACAACCACAGCCGAGAAUAUCUUGGGAGUUUUCUACUGAUAGUGAAAACUGGCGUCAUAUCCUAUGGGGUCAGUCAGAAACUAGUGAGCUUAGUGAAGGAUCCAUUCUCUCGGAUGGUACGGUGUGGCUACGUGCUGCAACUCCAGACCACGAAGGGUGGUACAGGUGUACUGCCAGAGUCCAGCAUUCUUUCCUUCAUCAUGUGUUCUUUUUGGAUGUUAGAGAACCACCUAAGCUAAGCCGAGGCAGUGGGACCGGGGAGACACAGUGGGUGGUACGUGGUACUCCAGCGAGACUCACAUGUAGUGUCAGAGGGGAGCCUGAGAUCCACGUACAUUGGACACACGAUUCCCGACCACUUGCUUUGCAUGGUUCAGGAGGCGUAGAGAUGCGCGAUUUGGGUAACGGUGCAAUGAUGUCUGAGAUAACAAUCACUCAUGCUGGGCCUGAACACGCAGGAGACUACCGAUGCUUCGCCAGGAACUUGUAUGGGACCGAUGAACUGGUCUUCAGGCUAUUUGUAAAAGAACGUCCAAGCGUUCCCGAAGAAGUCCGCAUAUCAGAGGUCUGGUCGAGAAAGGCCCGCAUAACAUGGCGCGUGACGCGUGGGGCCAUAGUAUCUCAUUAUUCACUUCAGUACCGUUCCCUCGCGCGCGACCUCACAAAUGCUCCGCUGAACGCUCCGCUUCCCGCUCUUGAAACGUGGGACUCACUUGAAGUCCUCAACAUAACGCUGGCUAAUUCGGAUUUGCUUCAUGUCGCGUCAGAAGGGCCGAGUCGGGCAGGGGCAUUAGUGUCCGGAUUAUAUCCUGAUACUCGCUACGUGCUACGAAUAGCCGCCCACAACGAUGUCGGAGCUUCCCCGUUCACAACACCUCUACAAUUUACUACUAGAGAGGAAGCGCCUGGAGGAGUGCCACGGGACAUAUCACUGAGAGCCCUCCGCGCUCGAGAGCUACUUGUCACUUGGCAGCCACCACCGCGUGAAUCCUGGCACGGCACGUUACUAGGCUACACAGUUCGAUGGUGGGAGGCAUCGGAAGAAGGCAAAGGCAGUAUGGAAAAUGCUUCAGAAAGUGGAGCGAGUUCUGAUGCGACAAGUACGACGAUACGAGGCCUGAAACCCGCUACACGAUACGGAGUUACAGUCAGAGCAUAUAACGCAGCGGGAAAUGGGCCGACAUCACAACCGCACUAUCGACAUUCUCUGGAAUCACCCCCAAAUGGAAGUCCAGAAAGCCUAGCAUGCGUUUCAAGCGGUUCCACAUCGCUUCGCGUGUCAUGGCGGCCGCCCGCCCUCGAUUCAAGGGGCGGGCUUAUCACUCACUACACUCUACAAUACACCCGGCGCGAUGCCGAUCCAUUACAGCCAGUGCAGGAUGCACAUUUACGUGUUCAGGGUGAAGAAACAACAGUGUCUCGCCUUACACCAUUUGCUGAAUACGACAUAAGAGCCCGUGCACACAAUGCUGCGGGAGACGGCCCCUUAUCUCCACCACAAGUCUGUAGGACUGAUGAAGACGUUCCAAGUGCACCGAGUGGCAUCAAGCUGAUUGCUCUAAGUGAGAGAGCUCUUCGCGCCUCCUGGCUACCUCCCGUAGAACCAAAUGGAAGGCUGACACACUACUCGCUCUAUAUCAAGGAUCUGGCAGGGUCCCAAGAAGCGAACGUAACCCGAGUGAACUCGUGUACGGAGAGCGAAGGGUCUACGGUGGAAUGUAUGAAGACGUUAAGAGGUUUACGUUCAGGAAGAACAUAUGAAACCUGGGUUAGAGCAGCCACUGGCGCUGGAGAGGGACCUACCUCCACUGUGGUAGAGUGUCAGACGACCGCUUUGGCUCCAGCCCGAAUCUCAUCGUUCGGUGGAGUAGCUGUAGGAUCAGCAGGCAACGCCCUAUCACUUCGUUGUGUAGUGGGUGGAGUCCCUCCUCCUUCCAAGCGAUGGCUCCGAGGUGGGAGUCUACUUCACAUUCGAACACCAUUCCAUUUGGAUGGAGAUGCUUUGAUGAUAAGGAACCUGGAACUCCAACACGCAGACAACUACACGUGCGUAGCAGAGAACCCCCAUGGAUCAGACUCGGUGACGUGGCGGGUUUUUGUCUUACGACCCCCGUCUCCGCCAGGGUUGGCACUUAUUGAAGCCAGGUCUAGAGAACUAGAACUGGAGAUCAGAGCUUCUCCAAGAGUGCCAGGACAUGCCAUCCCUAAAGAGUAUACACUGCAUUGGAGGCUUGCGGCACCUGAGGGCGAAUGGAGGGUGCAAACUGUAAGUCCAGGCCCAGCCAUUCUCGCCGGCCUUCGAUGCGGUUCAGCGUACCGGGCAUAUGGCUCGGCCGGUGGUCCACCCGGUACUGAGAUUUCCAUCCGGACCUCAGGGGGUCCCCCAGUACCCCCACCCGAUAAUAGAUGGAUCAGGUGCAAUGCUACACAUGCGCGGUUUGAUACCAGCAUGUGGUCUGAUGGAGGGUGUGGUCCAGUUGCCUUGAAACUGGAGUGGGCUGGGUCAGGUGUGGCAGGAGCUAGAGAUGUCCCAGUUGGUGGUGAAGUCAUAUUGGGAGGCCUUACUCCGGGAUCACGUUACCGCGUGGCAGCCCGUGCUUCGAACGAAGCCGGCUGGACACGGGAAGUCUACGAAUUCACUACAAGUCCACCAGAAGGAGGUUACGCGGAAGAGGUAGACGCACCAUUCCCCGCUACGGCUGGCGAAUUGGCUUUAUUGCUCGCUCUGUGUGCAGCUCUCUCCGUAGCGGCACUUACAAUACUUGCUAUUUUGCUCAGAAGAAAAGGGACGGAUGGUGCAAUGCCUCGGGUGACGACAAGUGCCGACAAGACAGCUUGUGGCACGUACAGACCGCCGCACUCUACACCGAAACUACCUCCCGAUCCCCCAGAUGUUUACGAGAUAAGUCCAUAUGCAACUUUCGCGGGUGGUGAGGGUGUAGGACCGGGUUCUAGAGCGUACACUUUGCAACUGCGAGCCCUGGCUCGUCAUGAUGAUGAUGCGGCACCGCCACCACACAGCACUGAUGAAGAAACAUGUUUGGAUGCUUAUGAAGCACAACGAAGGCGCAGGCGCAGACGACAUUAUUGCCCUGAUCAUGGUUGUUCACAAGAAUCGGGGAGUUGA
Molecule: messenger RNA, 5280 nt
Organism: Pieris macdunnoughi
Lineage: Eukaryota; Metazoa; Arthropoda; Insecta; Lepidoptera; Pieridae
Source: the annotation of a GenBank genome assembly